AUGUCAGACUUGUUGAUAACCCUCAUACUAAACCAGACCAACUCGGAUAACAAUAUUCGUACCGCAGCUGAACUUGAAUUCAACCAAUUUUUGAAGCAAGAUCCCACCAAUGCCGCAUACAUCAUUCUUGAGCUGGCCCUUAACCAAGACUAUCCUAUCGACUUGAGACAGUCAUGCCUUCUUCAUUUGAAACGACUUGUGCCGUACUAUUGGUCAAUGGGGUUCCAGUCAUUUAUUGGUCCUCCAAUUGCUCAAGAUGUCAAGGUUAAAAUCAGACAAAGCUUGUUGGAGUUGGCGACUUCCUCACCAGAGUCGAAAUUAAGAAAUGGUAGUGCUUACGCGAUUGUUCAGAUCGCGUCGGCAGAUUACCCUGAUGAAUGGCCGGAAUUAUUGAAUGUGUUGUAUAGUGCUACUAUGAACUUUUCUAACGAAAAUUCGUUGAUCGGGGGAUUGCAAGUAUUGACUGAUUUGUUUGACGAUUUAAUCACCGAAGAGCAAUUUUGGGAAGGUGGGAUUGCUGGCCAGGUUACUAGCCAUAUUAAUGAUAUAUUGACUGGUGAUUUAAGCUCUGAAGUAAAGACACAAGCAAUAAAGUUGUAUUCCAAUGUGGUUGAUAUUUUAAGCAGUCCAGAAGCGUUUAGCAAACCUCCAAGAAAGCAAUUUGUUAUUAAUCAUGUGGCUCUGUCCAUACAAAUAUUUGCUCAAUUGUUGGAAAAGUCAUAUAAUAAUUCCACUGGAAACACUUCCACCGUCUAUUUGUCUGAGUUGAAUUUGAGAACAUCCAUUUAUAGAAUUCUCAACUUAUUACUUGGACAAUUCCAUAAGAAAAUCACACAAGAAACGAAAGCAAACUUGCUUAGUUUGACAAUUCAAGAUUUCAAUUAUGUUGCUCAAUUAUUUGCCAACUUUGUUGUAGUUGAAAAUACCGCCAAUGUUCCAGAAAUAAAAACUACUAGUGAUCUCACUUCAAUCUCCUCAAUAUUAAGUAAUCUUCUUGAAGAGUUACUAGUUACAGUCUCGAAUUGUCAAUUAGAUAUAUCUGUAGGCGAAGUUGCUCCACAUGAACAAUUUUUCAAGGAUUUGGUUACUGUUUCCCUGUUGACACAACUGACAAUUGAAGAAUAUCAAGCGGAUAUCAAUGUUUACGCUAGCGACCUUACUGGAUUAUCCACUGUUUCCCGAGUUCGAGAAACCGUCAAUGAUGUUUUAUCGGAAUUGAAUGAAUCUGAUUCAAGUCAAGUCUAUAAACGAGUCAUUGAGGGUUUAGCUGGCGGUCAGGGAGAUUGGAGAUUGAUAGAAGCGCAAUUGUACAUAUUGGAAAGUUUGUUUAUAAAUGAUGAUGUCAGCUUUGAUCAAUUGGAAUUAUCGCCUCCAGAUUUGCUAAACUUGUUUGCGAGAUAUAUUUCCUAUGAUAAGCCGUUGGUGACUGCCCGUAGUUUUAUAUUACUUCCUAAGUUCUUUGAAAAGUUUUCCAAUAUACCAAAGGAAACAAGACGCAAGGCAUUCUCGGAUAUGAUUGUGUUUACAAUAGGAUUACUCGAUAAGGACUUUGAAGCGUGCGAUUUCAUCAAAAUUGCCUGUCUUGUAAGCAUCACUUAUUACAAGCAUGUUAUUGACUUCAAUCACGACUUAGCACCACAGGGCAAAGACAUUCAAACGGCUAUUUUCACCAUUGUGCAUUCGUUAAUUGAAGAGUCUGAAGAAGAUGGAUUACCGUCAUUAUUGGAAGCAAUCACGGAAGCGAUUUCAAUUGAUCCUCAACAAGCAACCACGAUUCAAAUCGGCAACGAUAUCAAUGUCAUUGAUUUGAUUUUCAAGAUCACAUUUAAGGAUCCAGCCAAUGUUCAAUUAAUCGUGGAUACUUCUGAUUGUUUAACUUCAUUAUUGAAGAAUAUUUCCAUUGAUAAUUACUUGCAAACUUGUGAAAAAUCGCUUCCAGUUAUCUUUGAAAUCAUGAACCAAGAGAUCAAGAGAAACAACGUUGAAGUUGAAUACACCCCUGAAUUAUACUUGGCAUUGGAGUUAUUGAGCAUUAUCAUUGAAUCGGUUCCUGAAUCGCAACAAGAGUUGCCAUCUCUGAUUUUCUAUUAUGCAUUCCCGAUUUUACGGAGAAUCCUUACUUUAUCUCAAGACAAUCAAAUUUUGCAAAGUGGAGGAGAAGUAUUCAACAACAUUAUCCAAAAGGCAUCCAAGUUGUUUCUUGAGUAUCAAGAUCCAGAGACUAAACAGUCGGGUAUUGAUUGUAUGAUGGAGAUCGUGUACAAGUUUCUUUCGCCCGAGUUGUCCGAUAGCGCUGCUAAUAACUGUGGGUCUAUUGUCUACUCUUUGAUUGACCAAUUCCAAAGUUAUCUCACGUCCGAUUUGUUGACUCAGAUCUUGAAGGCUACUGUAUUGAGAUUGUCUUAUGCCAAGGAGUCAAUUACAAUUGAGAAUCUAAUUAUGGUGUUUUGUAAGUUGAUUAUUAACUCGCCUCAGGAAAUGGUUGAUUUCUUGAGUAAUAAUAUCUCAUUGACCAUUGACGGAGUAGCCAAAUCGGGGUUGGAGAUUAUUUUGCCAAUUUGGUUUGAAUCGUAUGAAGUGACUCGAGGCUAUGAACACAUCAAACAGAAUUCGCUUGCCUUGGGGAAGAUUUUCAGCUUGGGUGAUGCCCGUGUGGAAAAUCUUGUCGUCAAUGGUGAAAUCAUUCCUUAUGAAGGAGACUUGAUCAUUACGAGAUCAAUGGCAAAGGCCAUGCCUGAUAAAUACACACAAAUCCCUGCAUGUUUGAAAAUCUUGAAAUUGUUGGUUGGUGAAUUAGAAUUCCAGUGUCAACAACCGAAUGCAGAAGACUACUUGCCAGAAAGGGAAGAGCUUGGAGAAGCUGACAACGACGACGACGACGACGAGGAAGGGUGGGAAGAUAUGGAAGAUAUUGGAGUUCCUAAUUUUGAAAAGUUGAAAUCGUAUGUCGAUUCAGAUGCUGAAGGUGACCGAGACUCUGAUGAGAGUUUAAAACAUUUGUUGAUUCAAUUCUUAAGAGAAUGCACAGUUAAGGACUUGGGGCAUUUUAGAAAGUACUACGAAGAGUUGAAUGAUCAAGAAAAGAAAACUAUCACUGAGAAUUUAGUCUUUUAG
This is a messenger RNA of Spathaspora passalidarum NRRL Y-27907, 3114 nucleotides long. RefSeq lists its product as uncharacterized. The transcript has a single exon. Gene Ontology annotation, molecular function: small GTPase binding. Gene Ontology annotation, cellular component: nuclear envelope; cytosol. The record is from RefSeq and is a predicted model, not a curated record. Bases 1 to 3114 code for a protein of 1037 amino acids. Gene Ontology annotation, biological process: protein import into nucleus. NCBI's taxonomy places the organism in Eukaryota, Fungi, Ascomycota, Pichiomycetes, Serinales, Debaryomycetaceae.